This is a messenger RNA of Xyrichtys novacula (pearly razorfish), 9114 nucleotides long. The record is from the annotation of a GenBank genome assembly. NCBI's taxonomy places the organism in Eukaryota, Metazoa, Chordata, Actinopteri, Labriformes, Labridae.
AUGGGGCUGGACUUUGAUGUAAAGACUUUUUGUCACAAUCUGCGGGCAACCAAGCCCCCGUAUGAGUGCCCUGUGGAGACUUGCCGUAAGGUGUACAAGAGCUACAGUGGAAUCGAGUAUCACCUAUACCACUACGACCAUGACAACCCAACCCCUGCACAGACUGUACCCCAGAAAAAGAGGAAGGGACGGCCUCCUCGUGCCUCACUUGCUGGGUCUGGGGAUACAGACGAAGGUGGAAGUAACGUAGGUGGAGGACCUGGACAGGAAGGGAACACUCCUGGAAGCCCAAACCGCUCCGAGCACUCUCACUCCCCGGGCAGAGAGACUAUGACGUAUGCCCAGGCACAGCGUAUGGUGGAGUUGGAGCUCCAGGGGCGGAUCCAUCGCAUUAGCAUCUUUGAGAACAUUGAUGUGGUAUCAGAGGAGGACAGUGAUGCAGAUGAUGCUCCACCAUCUGGUACUGGAGGUGGUGGUGGAGGUGUGUGUAACGGUAAUGAUGGAGGAGGCAGUGAGGUAGGAGGCAGCAGCAAAGACCGCUCGGAUAUCCCGUCUUCUAAUGGGGGCAAAUCCACCCCAAAGUCUGGGAAGCAUAAGAGUAAGGAGAAGAAGAAGGACGGUUCUUCUCAUCACCACAGCUCUCAAUCUGGACCUGCAGUCAAACUUCCUGAGGCGGUCUUCAGAGAACUGGACCAAGAGAGACCUGAUGCCCCUCCUCGACCUUCAUCUUACUACAGGUCUGCAUCAAGAAAUCUAAUCUAAUUAUGAUACAGAAGGUGUGUUUGUUUGGAGUUUUACAGCUCAUUGUGGUGCUUGUGUCCGGGAAAACAUGAAUUGUUUUGUGCUCAGUCCCAUGCCCCCAUUUGAUUACUCUUUUUUUAACUCAACCCCACUCUUUUCCUUAGGUACAUCGAUAAGUCCGUGGAGGAGCUGGAUGAGGAGGUGGAAUACGACAUCGACGAGGAAGAUUACAUUUGGCUGGACAUCAUGAACGACAAGCGGCGACGAGACGGUGUGACGCCCAUUCCCCAGGAGGUCUUUGAGUACCUCAUGGACCGCUUGGAAAAGGAGUCCUACUUUGAAAGCCACAACAAGGUAUUAGAAUUUAGAAAAUAACUUCCAACCACUGAAACAUGCUGAAAUGCAUCUGUCACAGACCUCACAUCACCGUCUCGUUUCCCAGGCUGACCCCAGCACCCUGAUUGACGAGGAUGCUGUCUGCUGCAUCUGUAAUGACGGGGAGUGUCAGAACAGCAAUGUGAUCCUGUUCUGCGACAUGUGUAACCUGGCUGUGCAUCAGGAGUGCUACGGUGUGCCCUACAUCCCAGAGGGACAGUGGUUGUGUCGACGCUGCCUGCAGUCACCGAGCAGAGCUGUGGACUGUGCUCUCUGUCCAAACAAAGGAGGUGCUUUUAAACAGACAGACGACGCACGCUGGGCGCAUGUGGUGUGUGCCCUCUGGAUCCCAGAGGUAAACCAUUGAACCCAGAGGAUGUGUUUGACAGAGAUGCACACCUCGUUUUCCUUCAAAUUCAAAGUGAACGUAAUUUCUGACAUGGGUGCAACUUUCCAUGACUGUAUAAAAAGCUUAAUUUCACAGUCCAAGAAUUUGAGGAAAACAUUUGAAACAGAAACUUCAUCUUUUUUGUCUUUUUUUUUUCUGGUUGCUUGUUUUUCUGUGUAUCAAAUGCAUGUGGUUCCACAUAUAUCUUAGUUUACUCAUCACUGUUAAAUGUGAAGCACACCUUCAAGAAUUCAAACCCGUAAUAACAACAUCUGUAUUUUAUCUCAGUACCAGCCAAAUGCUUAUUUUAGUUUUUUGAAUAGAAAUAAUUCUCCUGCCUUUCCUCAGGUCUGCUUUGCGAACACAGUCUUCCUGGAACCGAUUGACAGCAUCGAGCACAUUCCCCCCGCCCGCUGGAAGCUUACCUGCUACAUUUGCAAGCAGCGCGGGUCAGGCGCCUGCAUCCAGUGUCACAAAGCCAACUGUUACACCGCCUUCCACGUCACCUGUGCCCAGCAAGCCGGCCUCUAUAUGAAGAUGGAGCCCGUCAGAGAGACCGGCGCUAACGGCACCUCAUUCAGCGUGCGUAAAACGGCUUACUGUGAUAUCCACACGCCACCAGGGUCGGCUAGACCUUUGGGAGGAGUCGGAGGUGCCAGCAUGGGUUCUUCUCACAGCGAGGGAGAGCUGGAGGAGGAUGAUGAGCCCAGCAUUGGCCAUGACGACGAUUCCAAGGGUUGGAGUUCUGAGCGAGCCAAAAGGGCAAAGGCGAAGUCAAGGCUGAAGAUGAAAAGAGCGAGGAAGAUCUUAGCUGAGAGAAGAGCUGCCGCACCGGUUGUGUCUGUACCCUGCAUCCCUCCCCACAGGUACAAAAUCAUCAUGGUGACACCUUAAGCUGCUUCACCGCAAACCCAUCUGUGCUGUAUUGCAAAUUUCUAACGGGAAAAUGAAGUUUUACAUAUACGACAUCUGUUUGUUUCCUUCAGGCUGAGCAAAAUCACCAGUAACUUGACGGUACCUCGGAAGAGCCAGUUUAUGCAGCGACUGCACAGCUACUGGACCCUGAAAAGGCAAAGCCGUAACGGCGUCCCUCUGUUACGUCGGCUCCAAACUCACCUGCAGUCACAGCGACAUAUUGACCCACUCCCUCCUCAACCUCCGUCACAGCUCCCUCCGGUAACUUUUAAAAUUGCGCAGCAGCUUAUUCUUCAAGUCUCUCUGAUCUGUGAAUGAUUUUUGUCUAACAUGAUUUUUUGGGUUUGUGGGUGUUGGCACCGCAGAGGGACAGCGAGGAGAAACAAAUGGCGCUGAAGGAACAGCUGAAGGCGUGGCAGAGGCUCAGACACGACCUGGAGAGGGCGCGGCUUCUGGUGGAGCUCAUCCGCAAGAGGGAGAAACUCAAGAGGGAGACGGUUAGACACAAACGAGAUUUAUUUGUUUGAUGCUUGUGUGGAAAGAAAACAACAACUUUUGUGCAUAUAUUUAUUUUUUUGUUUUCCAUACAGUCUUUCAGUCAUUUCAGCUCUCUCAGAGUUAAGAACCGUUUGUUGCGCUCAGUUCCUCCUGGUGUGGGAGGUGCCAUUUAAAAGUGCUGUGAGGAAGCUCUGAUACAUUUGACAUUUUGAGAAUCAGCUGCUACACAACACAACAUCACACACAUCAGCUACUUUUUCCAGUCAAAACUAACACACACACAACUCAGUGUGCACAUACACAGUUCUGGUCCUGGAAGUGUCUCUAUGUUGGAUUAAUUUGCAGGUGUUAUCUCAUACACCGAACAACUGAUUGUCUACAAACACUGCUGAGUACUGGGUGACACUAUGCCCUCAUCAUUAGAACCAAUGGCAACACUUUGUCCAGGUUCUCGAACUAGAAAUGCACCGAUCCAAUUUUUUUUCCAAUCCAAUCCGAUACCGAUACCUGGGCUGAGCGUAUCGGCCGAUAUCCGAUACCGAUCUAAUACUACUGUUGAAUAAAUGAACUGUAUACCUUGCCCUGUGAGUGAAGGCAUCAGGCUUGACAUUAGCCUUGUUAAAAAAAAAAGGUAAAGUCCCUUAUCUGAUAAUUGCAUUCUAUAUUGUUUAACAUAAGAUUAUCUUGUGUUUGUCGGAUUAUAUUUUUAUUUUGUUUUCUUUUUUUAUAUAUAUAUAUUUUUUUUAUUUUUUUUUUUUUUUAUCAUUUGUUAAAAAACAAGAAAAACGAAGGGAGGUUGGCGGACGACAUCUCUGCAAUUAUCCUUAUGACGUUUGUUGUUUAUUGAGAGACUGUAUUCUCUGAUGCUAUUUAAAUGUUGUGGAAUGACUUUUGGCCUGACCUCUAAUAAAAAGAUUAAUUAAAAAAAUAAAAAAAAGGGUAGCAAAUUAACACAGACAUAAAUCUACUUAAUAUCAUUUAUUAACAAAGUACAAAUUGCACAUUAGCACACAGCAAAAAGAAGUAAGACUUCCAUGUAUUAGAAGAAAAACGAAUUAAAAGAAAAAAAGACUGGAUCGAUGGAUUAGUGUCAUUCAUCAGAUAUCCGAUCCAGUUAAAUUGUCAAUAUCGGAGCUGAUAUCCAAUCCAAAUAUCGUAUCGGUUCAUCCCUAUCUCUAACUGGCAAAUUCCCCCCUGAGGGUCUUGACGUAGCUGCUGUUGGGGAUCACCCAGAAAAACAUAAUCUCACAAAUCCCCCUCAUCACCACCAUGAUCUCCCCCACACCAUCUGCACUGGAGAGCUGAUUUUAAACUCCUUCUGCAGCCCCUAACCCUCAUCCUAAUCAUUACCCAAACCCCUCUUCUGGACAUACACACUAACAGAAAAAAAAAACUGGCACUCUCUUCUCAGAUUUUUUUUCCCCGUCUUCUUUUUGUUCUGUUUUUGUAAAUUUGUUCAGCUCAUGCUAAGAUUAGGUCUCAUUGCGUUUGAGAUGAGAAAAAGUGAGCAGGUGUAAAGUUAUGAAUGCGUCUGGUUUCAGAUUAAAGUGCAGCAGAUGGCGCUGGAGAUGCAGCUGACUCCCUUCCUGGUGCUGUUGAGGAGCACGCUGGAACAGUUACAGGAAAGAGACACAAACAACUUCUUCACUGAGCCUGUACCGCUGGCGGAGGUAAAAACAUGCACUCAAAAACAAAAACACAUGAAAUAAGUCUGUAUGAUCUCUUCACCUUUUUUCAAUAUCAGUGUAGUUUUUCUUCAACACCCAGAUUUCCUUUUUUACUCAUCCAAAGUUUAGAAUUUGAAUUAUUCUUCUAUAUUUGUCCUCUACUAUCAAGGUACCGGACUACCUGGACCACAUCGACACCCCCAUGGACUUCCAGACCAUGUGGAACCUGCUGGAGUCUCACCGCUACCUCACCUUCGAGGCCUUUGAGGCCGAUUUUGGCCUCAUUGUCAACAACUGCCUCAAGUACAACGCUAAGGACACAGUCUUCUACCGCGCUGCUCUGCGGCUCAGAGAGAUGGGCGGGGCCGUCAUAAGGACUGCCAGGCGGCAAGCUGAACGGAUAGGCUUCGACUACGAGACCGGCAUGCACCUCCCCAGGGAGCCGAGUCCAGACAGCCAACGUGAGCAAGAGAGAGACAGAGACAGAGAGAGGGAGCGGGAACGGGAGAGGGAACGAGACCGGGAGAGGGACAGAGAUCGAGAAAGAGAACGUCUGCUGUCACCUAAUGAGGAUGGUAAGAAGCUCUCUUACUUUAGGCCCUAAAGGUACAAAUAUCAACAUCAGAUCAGUAUUUGAAAAAAGAAAAACUCAGACCAGAUUACUGAUAAAUUAUACAUUAAGAACAAUCACAGGAAAGGAAAGGAGCCAUGAAAAUAAAAUCUACUCCAAUAUAGGAUCAAAUAACAAGGUCAGAAAAAUGACAUCAUUAUAAAUAUGAGAUUAGCAAACUAAGUAAAUGAGGCCCUUGUGAAGAACUCAAGGUUUACAUAAAUUUGGAGCCCCCCCCGUGGACAAAGCAGUCUUUGCUUAUCUUGUUCUCUGUCGAAUUAAUAUAGUGUCCUCUGACCGAAAGGGUCAUCCUGCUGACUUUUAACAAACUAAAGUAUCAUUUACUCUGAAUAUUUCUGUGGAAAUUAUUAAAACAGCUGUUUUUAUCAUUUCAAAACAAGAUUGCUACAUCAUUUCAGCGCUUGUUAUUUUAGUUCUUUUAAGUUAUUUUAGCAUCCUCUUUUGUAGAUAUUGCCAUUUUUUUCCGCCUCUGAUUUAGCUUUUUUCCGACUUGGUAACUGAAACGCUGGUAACUCAGGUGUGACGUCAUUUGCAGCGCCGACAUUUGACUUCAGAGGUAACUCGAAUGCAGCAUGUUUCCUCAGCUGCGUAUCCCCUCCCACCAGUUUCAGGCAUUAAAAAUUACAUUAUAAAAACCAUCAGUUUUGUCGCUUUCGGAUUUCACUUGCCCUGGAUAUCAUAGAAAGUCCUUAAUAUAAGUUUCAGUCAUUUCCUUUGGUGUCAGAAAACUCCUCACUGGAGCUUUAAAUUGAAGCGAUGAUAAUCUUUACAGUUAACUAUCUUGACCAGUAGGUGGUGCAUUAGAGUUAUUUAAAUCAGUCAAGAUGUCAUCAGUGAUACUCUUUCCUUGUAUGAACUGGUUUUCUCCUUACAUGGCUUCCUGGUAUCUUGCCCUCACGCCAGUUAAGUUUCAGACAUGCACAGUCUGGUACAGCAAACAUCAGCACUACAGAAAUAGAUUUACGUUUCCAGCCAGUGAUCACAGGAAAGGCCCACAUCCCUCCCUCUCAUACUUCCAGAGAAAUUUAACAGCUUUCACAAUUAUCUCGUAACAUCUUUAUUAUGUUUCCUCCCCCUCUACUCCCCCUUGACCUUGUCCUGUCAGAGAGCAGACGCCGGCUGCCGCUGGAGGAGCAGCUGCAUUAUCUGCAGACGCGCCUGGAUGAGGUCAGCUCAGGAAAGCACAGCAUCGGUCAGUCUCGUCGAGCCAAAGCUCUGAGGAAGGAGAUCAGCAUCAUCAAGAGGAAGCUCGCGCACCAGCGGGAGGGCGGCUCAGGGCUGGGAGGGAGGGAGUCUGUGGGAGGUGUUGACCGCAGUUCUUCCCUUCCCCAUCACCCUUCUUCUGCAGGACACCUCGAUGAAGGUGGAGAAAGCAGCAGUCAGGAGAUUGGUGGAAAAGGUGCAUGUUUUAAAAUCAUCAGGAUGUAACAAUAAAAGUAGAAAUCAAACAAAGUAUCUAAUCAAUCAUUCUUCAUGUUUUACCCUCUCUCCCUCAAGAUCUCAGUGUGUCUUCUUCCGCUCCCGAAGUGGGCCGGCGGACUUCUGUCCUCUUCUCCAAGAAGAACCAAAAAAUGGCCGGCCCCCCUAAAAGGCCGGGACGCCCCCCUAAGAACAGAGAUGCGGGUUAUGGAGGAGCAGGUGUAAGCCAAAGCCCCAUAGGUCCUCCUCAGCUUCCUCUGCUGUCCUCCAACAGGCAGAGGAAGAGGCCCCGCAGCCCCCACAGCAGCUCCACCUCUGACAGUGACAGCGAAAAUGACGACCUGCUCCCUGGUACAGAAAAACAAAUGAGCUUUGAUGAACUUUAAAACUCCUGUAUUUUAAAUUACAUGCACUCAUAUCUCGCAUCUUCUCUUUCCACUUUUCUCCAGGCUUGCCAAGUAACGGUUUUGAUGGAGGAAACCAGCCUGUAACCGAGAGCUUCCGCGUGUACAGAAAUGAUACUCGUCUCCCUCGUUCCAGCUCGGACUCUGAGUCCACAACCAGCAGCAGCAGCAGUGCGGCCUCUGACAGAACAAGGUGAUUAGUCUACAAACGAACUUUUCCAUUUCCAUCAAAACCUCUUGUUCAUCUCUAAAAUAAAUGUAAAAACAAGGGAACUGUGGGGACAACUGUACAAAUAAGGUCUUGUCUCGUUGGCAUAUAAAUAAUUUUGCUGACAUUUGUGUCUCUUUCAGUACGACCCCCUCGAAGCAAGGCAGAGGAAAGACCUCGUUCUCCCGCUCCGCUUUCCAGGAGGACAGCAGUGAGGAGACGUCAGGCACCGAGAAUGAUUCCUACUCAGUCGGGGGAUCACGGAGUGUUUCACACAGUAAGCACAAACUCAAAACACCCCAUACACACCACCACCAGCACCUCUUCCUUUUCGUGUGAGCGCACAGACACCGCAUUUCAUUGAAAUGAUUUGAAUCUGAGUGAGACCGUUGAUUCAGUUUAUCGAACGAUCUGUGACUGAUCGUAACUUUUCUCUCACGGCACUUGUGGUAAACCGUGUGCCAAUCAAAACGAUCUUUUCCGUCACGCUCUGCAGUUUGGCAGUGACUUUUUGCCUCAAGCUGAGUAAAGAAAAAAACUAUCAGGACAACACGCAGUGGCAGAAUUACUUAACAAUAAAACUACUCAUUAUCUUGUCAGAUUUUAGCGUACCACGUUGAGCCAAAACUAUAAAAAAAUUUAAAUAUUUUACCCGUUGAAAAGUAAAUAUAACAAUGGCAAGUACUGAAUUGCCAGUUUUGGGGCCAGAGAUGUUUGUUUUAGAUUCUUGGCCCUUUUUAGUUUGACGCUGGCCUAUUUUAGUUGGAAAUGAGGUCGCACAAUGGUGACUGUUUUCCUGUUCCUGUGCUCCUUACCGUCAGUGGUGCGCGGUCGAGCCAGGUCAGGAUGCUGGAUGACUUCUGAUGACUAUUCUUCUCUUGAAGCUCUGGACCUGGUGUGGGCCAAGUGCAGAGGAUAUCCUUCGUAUCCCGCUCUGGUGAGGAACAAAUCAAAUCUACAGAUUUCAGUAAGUUUGAAGAAUCUAUCCCUCAGGAUAUUGAAGGUAUCUAAUCCUUCUUUUGACCGUCUGCAGAUAAUUGACCCCAAGAUGCCCAGAGAGGGAGUUUUCCACCGAGGCGUACCGAUCCCUGUCCCGCCUUUGGAUGUGCUGAAACUAGGGGAGCAAAUGACGCAAGAAGCCAGGGAGCACCUGUUCCUGGUCCUUUUCUUUGAUAACAAGAGAACUUGGUUAGUUAUGUUGUUGUGUUUUCCACACAUCUCUUCUGUUGACUCCAUAUUGUUUCUGUUUUUCACCCCACAGUGAUGAAGAACUGUAAAAAAAAAAAAACAGACGCAAGCAAAACAAGCUCCCUAUGUUACUGGAUGUGUGCACAUAAGACAGGCUGUGGCUGAAGUUCAAAGGAAACUGUAAUGCUUGUGCUACAGUGCAAGACGGCAGAACAUGAAGCAGAAGUAGGGCAAACGUGGUUAUGAAUAUAAGAGUGGAAAAACAAUAUGUGUUAUAGGUCACUGAACUGCAUUCAAUCGGUUGAUUGAUGUUGUAACUUCUUGGAACUAGUUGACACACAGCUGUAAGUGUUAGGAUUUGAACUAGGGUUGAAGUAGUUAGCGAACAACCAUGAUAAGUAAUCAGCUGAUUUGGUUAGCGAUAAGCAGCAUCUUAUAAAUCAUGAUUCAUAAGUCAUUUUAUGUGACUUUUUUGGGUGUGUUUGUGUGUCUCCAGGCAGUGGCUUCCUCGUUCCAAGCUGGUACCGCUCGGGGUUGACCAGGAGCUGGACAAGGAGAAGAUGCUAGAAGGAAGGAAAUCCAACAUCCGCAAGUCAGUGCAGGUGGCUUAUCACCGUGCCAUGCAGCACCGCAGCAAGGUGCAGGGAGACCCCAGCAGUGAGACCAGUGACAGUGACUGA